UAUUUCUUGUUUAUGGUAAAAUUGAAUGGCGUCCGUUUAUCAGUUUGUUUUGAAGUUACAAACUGAAUAAUUCUGUUUUUAUUGCAAUAAUAUUUUGUCACAAGGCACAAUAAUGGAAAAUUCGGCGAAUGAGAAUGAAGCACAAGAAUCUUUUCGAUCUCCUCCUCGGCGACGUCGUUCUACUUUCUUUGAAAGAAGGGACUCCAUAGUGCCACAAUGUUUGGCAGAAAAUGUUGAUACCAAUGUUUGCAAGAACAAUCAAUUUGACGAGAAACAAAAUGAAGAACUUUCAAGAUAUUAUGAUAAACUUUUAUUGGAAAAAGAACAAUGGAAAAAAGAAGUAAAGAGCAGACGCCACAAAUAUGAUGACUUGAAAGAGCAAUAUGAGAUAGCAGCAAAGUCAUCGAACAAAUCCAUAUCCAUGUCCUUGGCUGCACUCUCAAAAGAAGACAUAGAAUUUCUCAAUGGAAAACCAAACAUAUCAAAACUGAUUGACAGCCAACAAAAACUACAUAAGUCUGUUAAGGAAACUCGUGCAUUGUACAGGAGAGCUAUUGAACUGGAUGAUGUAAUAUUGGAUUAUUGCGAGGAGAAAGUCAAUACUGUGAUGGAACAUAUUUUAGAAAACAGUACAAUAGAGCCAGUAGAAUCAAAAUCAUCAGAUAAAUUAGCAUCAGAAUCUAAAUCACCAGAAAAAAUAUUAGAAAAUGAAGCCUAAAAAAUAUAUCAUAAAAAUUGUCUACUAAUUUAUCUAUGUAUGUACCUGGCUAUUGAUCGUUAGCAGAGACAGAUUAUACAAAACAAUCUUCAACAAUGAUUGUUGUUGAAAAUUGUUUUGUAUAAUCUGUCUGUAUAUGUUAUGUUAAUUGCACUGGUAUACUCUUAUUUCGAAACAAAUUUUUGGCUUGUUUGGCACUAUUUAGGGCUAUAUACCUAUGUUUUAUUGUAAGAAUUACUUAUUAUUUAUUUCAUACCAUAGUCAGUUAUUGUCAGGCUUCGAAUUAGCUGUUUUAACUACAGCAAACUUUGGAUAAGCUUUGGACAGGAUAAAUACUGGAUGCAUUCUAACUUUAAUGUAAAUAUCUACUAAAUACUAUAUUUAAGUAAUGUAGUGGCAAAAGAAUACAUAUUCUUGUUUGUGAAUGUUCAUAAUAUAUAUUUUGUAAUGUCUUGUUGUUGCCUUUGUCAACUAAGCAUUUUUACUGUUGCUUACUCGUAUUGGGUGAAAUUGUGGUUUGAUAACAAUAUAGCUAUAAAUUAACAUAACUCAGAUAAGACUUGACAAACCUGUAAGAAUAGAUAUUGUAGGCACAUGCUGUAAAGCGACCUGUUUGUAAAAAUAAUUAUUAAUGAAUGAAUUUAUACUUGUUCAUUUUUAAGCUGUAAAUAUAGUAUAUUGCCAUGUACUUUGUACAUAGUUAAACUAGUAUAGUGUAAAUAAUAAAAUACUAACACUGCA
This is a messenger RNA of Plodia interpunctella (Indianmeal moth), 1459 nucleotides long. RefSeq lists its product as uncharacterized. The transcript has 4 exons. Bases 113 to 718 code for a protein of 201 amino acids. The record is from RefSeq and is a predicted model, not a curated record. NCBI's taxonomy places the organism in Eukaryota, Metazoa, Arthropoda, Insecta, Lepidoptera, Pyralidae.